Molecule: messenger RNA, 1686 nt
Organism: Fonsecaea monophora
Lineage: Eukaryota; Fungi; Ascomycota; Eurotiomycetes; Chaetothyriales; Herpotrichiellaceae
Exons: 7
Coding region: 1-1686 (561 amino acids)
Molecular function (GO): N,N-dimethylaniline monooxygenase activity; flavin adenine dinucleotide binding; NADP binding
Source: RefSeq, a predicted model, not a curated record
AUGGCGAAUUUUACGGGUCAUGGCAAUCUCGACUCUCCCACCAUGCCAUACACAGUCCUGGAUCAAUACCAUUCUCAGCCGAGCAAGAUAAGAGUGGCAUGUGCCGGAGCCGGGGCCACAGGCUUGUGCUGUGCGUACAAGAUGGAGCGGAUGUUGGAGCCCAAUUCAUGGGAAUUGACUCUGUUCGAAAAGAAUGAACAGUUUGGGGGGACGUGGUGGGAAAACACCUACCCGGGCGUGGCCUGCGAUAUCCCAUCCCAUCUCUACACAUUCUCCUGGGAUCCCAACCCGGAAUGGUCGCACUAUUUUGCCUACGGCAAUGAGAUUCAGCGAUAUUUCGAGGGAUUCGCCCAACGCUACGAUCUACACAAGUACAUGAAAUUGAGGACGAAAGUGGUGGAGAUUAACUGGGACCAAAGUCAAGGUAUCUGGAACAUCACCCUCCAAGAUAUGACUACGAACGAAAUAUGGCACGAUUGGGCGCAUGUCUUUAUCAAUGGAACUGGAAUCCUGAACACGUGGAAAUGGCCUGAUAUCCCAGGGCUUCAUGACUUCAAGGGUCCCAUGAUGCAUUCGGCAAAGUGGAAUCACGAGGUCGACUUCAAAGGCAAGAAAGUCGGUGUUAUCGGCACUGGGAGUACAUCCGUACAAAUCAUUCCGGAGCUUCAAAAGGUUGCGGGACACGUGGAUGUCUUUAUGAGAAGCCCAACUUGGAUCAGCCCGCCAUUCGGAGCUUCCGCCCUAUCAGCCCUGAGAGGAGGGGAUGCUCCGGAUCCUGGUAAGCGCCAAUAUACAUUCACCGACGAGGACAAAAAGCGGUUCCGAGAAGACCCCCAAUACUAUCUCCGAUUCCGCAAGGAGAUCGAAGCUGAGAUCAACGUCUUGUUCGGCAUGUAUAUCCAGGGUUCGGACUUGCAGAAACAGUUUCGAGACGUCAUCACCAAGGAAAUGAUUCGGCGGCUGGGACCAGGCAACGAGAAGCUCAAGGAGUUCAUCAUCCCGAAAUGGUCCGUUGGAUGCAGACGGGUAUCGCCUGCUGAUGGGUACCUGGAAGCAUUGGUGUCGGAAAAUGUCACUCCGGUCUUUGGGGAAGUCGACCGGGUCACCGCCGAAGGAGUGGUCGUUGAUGGGUGCGAACAUAGGCUGGACAUCCUUGUCUUCAAUGGGACUAAAAGCAUUGACGAAGAUUGGGGUUCUGGCUGCAAUAUGUAUCUUGGAGUCUCUGCACCAAGGUUUCCCAAUUACUUUACGAUCGUGGGACCUGGCGCCACAUGGAGCAACGGCACUCUCCUCCCAGGGAUCGAGACCACAGUGGAGUACUCGAUCAAGAUGAUCAAGAAAAUCCAGACGGAGGGUAUCCUGUCGGCGACUGUGAAACAGCAAGCUCUGGACGAUAUCUAUCAGCAUUUUGACGAGUUUCAUAAAGGCACAGUCUGGCACGAGGACUGCCGAAGUUGGUUCAAGGACGGCAAGAUUAAGAACCGAAUCUAUCUAUGGCCGGGACCCACCAUUCAUUUCCUCAAGACAAUCAAGGAACCACGCAUGGAAGACUACGACUUUGAAUACAAAUCCGGCAAUCGAUUUGCAUUCUUGGGCAAUGGGAACGUCAAAGCAAUGCUGACUGGUGAUAUUGACGGGUUGAGCCCUUACAUCAGGGAUGCUGAUUGUCCAUGGACUAUAGAUUAA